UGUUCUGAAAUUGCAGGUGUCUGCCAGACUUGAGAGCGCGGGCCUAUACCUUUGGGUCGUUACUAGUUACGACAGCCACAAAGUCAUAUGCCGCGUUAAAAACAACUGGGAACUCGGAAUUCUCUGACUUCCGACUUCAGUGCGUUCAAAACCACUGGGAACUCGGGGUGGUGGGGGGAGAGCUCCGACAGGGAAAAUCGAUUUGAACGGUCAUCCAACUCAGAAUUCCAACUCCGGAACUCGGGCCUCUCUCUAGAGCUCCGUCUUUGCGACCUGUAGAUCACUGACGUCAUGAUUUGAUCUCGUAUUUUUCCGAGUUCCCAGUUGUUUGGAACGCGGCAAUAAACCCCACAAAGUCUUCUUAAAAUGUGAUUUCAAACCUUAACCACACUGCUAACAUUAUGCCUAACCUUAAAUGAAGACGGAAAAGCUCAUUUUUGUUUUCAUACCUUAUUGCGAUAGCCAAUUAUGACGUUGCGGCAGGUAGCCUAGUGGUUAGAACGUUGGACCAGUAAAGGUUGCUGGAUCAAAUCCCCGAGUUGACAAGCUCUCUCGUUUCAGACUCAGCGAAACGCCUUCAAUUUCAAAACUCACACAGGCAUCCCACAUCCUGAGUAGGCCUACUGUAUGCACUCACAGAUCAGGUUCCACAUUCAAGUGCUAGGUUUCUCGAUUCAGCUGUUACUCAUACCAUCCAGUUGCCAAGAAUGUGAACUUCAUAAGAAGAAAUAGGUUCCAGUCACUGUCCAGGGAUCAGAGUCAAAUGCUCCAAGAUCGGUGCAGUCAUGGACACUUCUGGCAGUAAGUUACAGCAGAAGGCUCUGCAGCAACCUAAGCAGAAGAAAUCCAAGUCGGCUGAAUUUCUGAUGGGCGGAAUGGAGGAGAGUGCUGUGGUGGAAGGCAUUGAAAACCCUGUCUUCGAUGGCAGCUACAGCACAGAGCUUUCAGCUUCUCGGGCUUCAGCAGGGAGAGAAAUUCAACGUGACAGGCAAGAUAGCACCCUUGCAGCUCACCAACAAAAAAUGGAGCUGCGAGCCCCUGCCAAACCAAGAGUUUCCACAGGAAAUGGGCGUGCCCGAAAUUACUUUGACCCAGCGCUGGUGCAGGAAACCAACCCAAGGCGGUGCGGGAUGGCGGAGGUCGGCACAGAAGAUGAGCUGGAAUUAAAAAUAAUGAACCAAGAUGAAAAGGGCCUAUAUCAGAAAAUGGCUGAAAUGCUGGACGCUGACGACGACACAACCAUCAUAGAGUUACCAGGUAUGGCGCUAGCCCACAGGGAGGAGGCAGAGGUGUGGAAGGUGAGGGCCGGUGAUCCAGCGCUGCGUGUCGGUGCCGGUGCUGCAGGCCGUGGGCGCUUCAUGGCCGCAGUGGAAGAAGGGGAAGAAGAGGUGAUCCCCCGCUACGCCCAGCAGCUGAGGGAGCGCGUGCUGCCUGACAUGAUCACGCUUGGCAGCCUUUCAGUGGAACAGGAUACACAUCUUCAAAGAGGAGGGAUGUCUCAGGAAAAUGAGUGGGAACCCCAGGCCCAGUCACACAGAGACUGUGACCAACAGGAGAGGAUACUGCAAGACAGGCUGUAUGUAGCGUUCCAACGCGCAGAGAGCCAGUUGCUGAAGGCGCUGAGGGAGCGCAAAGGUGAAGUGAUCGCCAAAUACGGCGAGAUGACAGAAGCCUCCUCCGCAGCAGAAUCACCGUGGGCCAGGGAGCCGGGCCUCGGCUGGCAGGUGGAGUGGUCGCAGAGUCCCCAGCCCAUGGAGGUGCGUGUGCGCUGCCUACGGGCAGUCAGGGACAAGCUGCCCAGGGGCCUCUACAGCCUCAGUGUGGCCCUCCACAGCCGUCUGGGAGGCCCCGCCCUCACCUGGUCCCGUCUGAAGGAGGAGCAGUGGGCUGGGACCACAGAGCCUGUGGAGCACGGGGGCCACUUCUACGACACAGAGCUGCACGUCAACCAGAGCCUGUUCACCAUCCUGCCUGCGUCGUGUGACAUGCUGCCCUCCAUGGUCCUGCUGUUCAGGCUGCUGGGCCUGACGGUGGAGCGGAGCCAGGUCGGCACCACACUGGGCUGGGCCGCCUUCCCUGUCUGCCACGCCACCCUCACAACUGUCCAGGGGCGCUUCAAGACCCCCAUCCUCAGGGGGCUCCCGCACCCCCACCUCGACCAGUUCCGCAAGAUAGAAGGCCUUAUGUCAGCCGACCUGGACAACUGGCUGUGUAACCUGUACUUCCAGGUGAGGAAGCUCCCCAGUGGCAGCUCCAGAGGGGAUGAGGAGCACAGUGUCACCCUGCAGAUCCCUCCUCUCCUCGUCCCCCCUUCGCCCCCCCAGGCGGGCCCAAGCAGCCCCAGCCGGAGGAGAGGCGGCGUCAAGCCGUGUCACCGGGGGUCCCCUCUCCACCUGUCUGCCUCACACUCCUCCUCUGCCUGCUCCUCCUCCACUCUGCCAGGGAAGAACUCCACAGUAGUGGUCCCUGAGAAAAUAGAGGAGAUGAGAGAUCCCUACACAGAGAAAGCAGAGACAUGGAUGCACUACAAGAAGAAGCCAAUCAACAAGAUAAAUAGCUCGAGCGCCCAUGUGAGAGGCAGCGCCGCACCUCCACCACUUCUGCAUGGCCAGACUGACAAACAGGAGACAGCAGCUCCGGCUGCAGCAUCGUCGGAGAAGAGGGAGAAUCUCUGGGCUAAGGAGAUGGAGGAGUAUACGUUCUCCCUACAGCCUGUGCUCUCCUACAGAGGGCCGGGCGGCGGCGGCACCAGCAGUGGUAGCGGUGGUGGGGCUGCUGAGCGUACACAUUUGGCUCUCCGCAUGAUCCCGUCAGAGCUGGGCCUGUCACCGCGGCGCUGGGGCUGGCGCUCCUCCUCAGCAGCAGCACAGCUCUGCCUCAUUAUGCCGCUCCUGGCUUUGAUCUGGUUUGCGAGGCUCUACCUGCAUUACUGCAGCCAGUGGCUCUUCCUCCAGGCCAUCGCAGUUCCUGUCAACAAAUUCCAGUUCCAUGCCCACACCGUGGAGCUGGUCUACCAGAAUUCCUUGCUUCAUACCCGCGAGGAGUUGGCUAUGGUCGUGGUGGGACCUCUGACCUUGAACGCCGUAACAUUGCUGCUGCUCCUGAUCAGAUGGGGCUGUCAGCUAGCGUUUGGCUCACUCCCCUCCUUCACGUCAAACUUUAUCAUGGCUUUGGGAGUGUGGACAGUGCUGGACCCGCUGGCGGUCUUUGUAGUGGAUGCCAUCCUGGGGCGUCUGUCCUACAGUGCAGAGUCUCCUGUUGCGGAUGCAGCCAAGCUCUACUGGCACUUCUACCGGACCGACCAAUCAGGGGCAGCUGGAGUGGUCAUCACCCUCUUCCUCUAUGCCAUCCUCUUCCUCCUCUCCACCACCAUCCUCUACCUCUACUUCCUCAGACUCCACAACGAGGGGCGCAUGCUGGACAUCUUCCAGCGUCUCAGCGCGACCGAGGGAUCCUUCUUCGUCCCCCGGGACCUGGAAGUGUCCAACCAGGAACUAGACUACAUCAUCCAGAAGGCCGAGCAGUGGAGGGGCUUCAACGGAGAAAGACGCAAGGUGUCAGUGUAUGACCACAUCUGGACAGAGGAGGGCCCCUUGGCGGGCUGUGCCCCCCCCAGGGGUGACCCUCGUGGAGCCGUGCCCGCUGCAGGGGGCGAGAGCAGUACCCACGUGUCUGUCUACACCCUCUACCUGAGCGGGCAGCGCCACCGUUACAGGCACUUCCUACGCCAGCCGGACGGUGCCAUCCUAGAGGUGAUUGGUGACAUGGACGGGGCAGAGCCUCCUCUGAGCACUAUGCCCCGCCCAGGUCAGAGGACACCAGAGGUGAACCAGGAAGACGAAGGCCCAAGCUCCACCCUCCAACUCAGGGAGAGGAAAAGGACGAAGCCUGUUUGGCGUACUCAUCGCGUCGCGCCAGUAGGAGACAGUGGGCAUGGCUCGAGCUGCACUGCAAGGCCUUAGCCACUAAUGUCACUGUGAAGUGAAACAAAGCAGGAGAGGACACCCAGGUACUGUCAACUGGCACCUCCACCGACCGCAUCAACUGAAGGGACAGGGACUAUAGACAUACCCCCUGGCAAUAGACAACUAGCACCUAAGGCUUAACCGACCACACCAAUUGACAGGACAGGGAUUAUACACAUACCACUAUAUAGACAAUAGACAACUAUCACCUCAACCGACCACACCAUAUGAAUGGACAGGGACUAUAGACAUACUGUACCUCAGUGAUGGACAGUGACUGAUAGAGCAAUUCAGAAUGUGUUUAUGAGCACUCUCAAGCAUACUCACAGAACAGUUGAAAUUGUUCCUGAUGAUACACAUAGAGAUGGUUCCGGUAGAAUCAGGCUUCUACAAUAGCUUUUUCCACUGGUGGCACUGGUGCUAACAACUUUUUCACUUGGGGCACCAGCACAUGAUUUGGUCGUACUAAUACAAAUAAAAAGAUCAUUGCUAAUGACCUGGCCUGUAUCCCAAAAUGUGCUUGCAUUCCUUAUAGAACCAGGCUAAUCAUGACUAGCCAUCUUUUAAAUUAGCAUGCCCUUGUGUUCAAAGAAAAGAGACUUAAAAUAAUGUGCAGAUUUCAAAGUGCCAUGUGUUCUUUUCUGCGAAAUCCUCUAGACGGCAGAAUUUGAAAAAAUUAUACUAGAUACCAAAACGAUACCACCAACAACAACAACAAAACAAAAUGGGGAGGACUGUUUUUCAGGUUUUAGCUCUUAAAAUCACAAAAUGGGAUGUUCUAAGUCCACAACAAUGCUUAAACCACAUCAGGGACCAUUUUUGAGUUCUGGGAAAAAUAUUUUUCUGUAGUUUCCCUUUAAUUCAGGUGUGCACCAGCCAGACCGGUGUGUUUGUUUCUGUCGUGCACUUGUGAUGGAGUUUUCAAAACAAAUAGCCACUGGAUUGAUUCUGCCAGGUAGUCAUAGGCUACUUUGUAGUUACCUUUUAAUUGCCUUUACAUCUACCUGAAAACGGGAGGCUGUUGAUAACAUCACUAACAGCUACACAGUGUUAGACAUAUAGGCCCUAUGCGCACCGCGCACAUCAGGGCUUGUCAUUCAGGUAAAUUUGCCAGUGGCACACCAGGCCAGUGCCACCUGAAAAAUACUGGCCCGAAUGGGGAAAAAAAUACUGGCCUGGGUCAAGAUCUGACAGAAAAGGGAAUGAUGCAUACAUCAUUUCAAUAGAAGGUGAGCAAGUAGCAUAUACAGGGUUCGUACAGACAUUGGCAAUUCAAAUUCAAGGACUUUUCAAGCACUUAAUUGUAAUUUUCAGGGACCUAAAUUUUACAUUUAAUUGUUGGGGAAAAAACUCCCCCAAAAAUGUAUGCCAAAAUAAAGUAUGCAUUACCACUUUAAGAAUAAUGCAUUUUUUAAAAUAUAGGCCUACCUAAUGGCAUUAUGCAUUGACAUUCACAUUAUUUUUACAUUUUAAAAUGUCAGAAUAAUGUGGACACAAACACACGAAUGGAUUCUGUCCAUGUGGUAGCUAGUCUGUCUGACACAAACACA
Messenger RNA from Salmo salar (Atlantic salmon), 5515 nucleotides. The record is from RefSeq and is a predicted model, not a curated record. Lineage: Eukaryota; Metazoa; Chordata; Actinopteri; Salmoniformes; Salmonidae.